Radiomyces spectabilis is the source of this 2221-nucleotide messenger RNA. Its product is annotated as Mis6-domain-containing protein. The record is from RefSeq and is a predicted model, not a curated record. Gene Ontology annotation, cellular component: nuclear body; kinetochore; cytosol. NCBI's taxonomy places the organism in Eukaryota, Fungi, Mucoromycota, Mucoromycetes, Mucorales, Radiomycetaceae. The transcript is spliced from 16 exons. The coding region runs from base 60 to 2042 and encodes 660 amino acids.
CAAGGCUGCAACCAGUCAUUACCAAAUAUGGUGUUUCUCAGGAUCAGCUUGCGCUUUUGAUGAAUUUGGUGCUAUGCCAUAAGCUUCCCGAUAAUUAUGCCAUCCUGCUUCUCAAACUGUGUCUUCCAAGAACCAAGGUGCCCGAAAAAUACGCGAUCCGAAUCUUUGGAUAUCUGUCAUGUCGAGAAUAUUCGCCCAAACUGAUGUCACAAUUACUUUCUUGGGUGAUCUCAAUAUUUGACUUGUUUGAAUCCACCGAAAACAUCAGCAAUCUGUAUUCUGUUCUAUUCCAUUACCUGAAUAUAGAGACAUUCAGGCCGCAGCUAUGUCAUCUUUUAUACUUUUUAACCAAACGCGCGCACGUCAAAGCCUACCGAGCGAGGCAACUCAUCCAACUUUCCGAAAAAGUUGGUCGUGAAAAAUGGGUGGAUGGUCUGUUAUACGUAUAUAAGACCUACGAUCCGGAACUUGGCAUUCCAGAAUUGAAGAGCACCCGGAAGGGAAUAUUCGAACAUCCGAACAAAACCGCACAGGAAACAUUGCAGAAAAUCCAUCAUCUAUGGCACAACGACGAGACGAUAGGCAAUCUCGACUUGCAUAAACCUCCUUUGGAGACUCUCCGCGUUAAACGUCGGAAAAAGGAUUCAACCCCUGUACAGGUGCCGGAUGUAGCAACUUCUCUGUCGGAUUUGAGCGCGUUCACGAUUAAAGAGAUCAAUAAUUCGACAGAAUUAGCAAAGAAAAUGGAUCGUAUGAAAUUACCGGAUCAAGUGGCGUCCGUGUUGGAUAACCAUACUUUACAACAUGUUCUUGUGUGUCAUCCAGCAGCUACGACUGUUACCCGAAUCAACCUGUGGUUGGGUGAAAAUCUGAUGCAGUUGAUAAAGUAUAAUGACCACAGCGAAGUUUCAAACAAAGCACUGAAGGAGCUUUUAUUGAAAUCGAUACGAAUGGCACGCUUCCUUAAAUCGCAUAUACCGGUCCUGGAAACGUUUUUGAAGGAUUAUAUCAAAACUUGGAAUGGCGUAGAGUUUGAGCAAGAAAUAUUCGAGCUCCUCACUUUUGUGAAGCCAGAGACGUAUGAAGAUAUGUACCAAUACUUUUUGCAGCCUUUAUACCGCCUUUUCUGCGUCUCCAAUGUUUCCUGGAAGGCUCGCCUUAUUCUCUGCUAUACUGAAUGGCUGAAAAACUGGGCAUUACUCGACUGGAAUGAGCACGCGAAAAAACGACGAAACCUUGAUCCUUAUUCAGACAUGGAUGAAAGCGCAUGGCUAUUCCAGGGAUUGUCUUUCAACAUUGACUAUUUCCGAACGAUGCAAGAAUUUAUACAGCAUGUGGAUCGAAUUUGUGUCAUUGGUUUUAGCUUGGAACAAGAUCAUCCUUUGAUACAGCAUGCGGCGCUUUCAUAUUUCGAAUUGGUGUCUUCCAUAUCAAUUCAUCACGACAUACCUGAAAUCAUUAUACCAGCAGCACCGCUCGUUUAUCGCACGUUUUUCUCUCCGCUGGCCAUGCCAGUCUCUCGAAUGUGUGGUAUCAUUUUCCAGUACAAGCAGGCUUUUGAGGAAAAUGAGCAAAAGGAAGGGGACUGGGUGUCACGGCAUACACAAGAAUAUCUCCAACAUUUCAACUCUUAUGUGACCGACAUGUGUAAUGCUUUGUGGCGAACGCAAUUUCUCAGUCGUUCAUCAGAAGAGAACCGAGCAUUCUCAUUGACCGAAGAAUUAAUAGUGGGGUACCAAGAAAUUGCAGAAAAGAACAACAUAUCGUUUGAUCAGAUAUUAUCCCUCUGUCGGUCAGCAGCUCUGGCGGGAUUUGCCAACCGGUUCUUAGCGACGCUGGAAAAUGAUCAUGGUUCGACGGUACGCCACAAUAGCCCGAUCGAUUCUCAAAUGUUGAAAGAACUGGGCGAGAAUGGAGGCAUAGCCAUCCCAUUCAAAGGAUUCCGGCUGGAAUAUUUGGAUCAUCUCGCUGAACUCGGUUUCCGAGGCAUUCAUGAUUUACUCUAUGCCUGUAUACGGUCACUCACUGAUAGCAGCGCAUAAGAUUCAAUGAUUUAUGACGGCGUUUUCAAGUCUUGCAAUGCAGUAGCAAUUAUGUCAAAUAAUCGUUUCACCUGUUGUAAUUGUUGAUACUGUAUAUUAAAACUUGGGAGUUAUCCACGUUAAAUCAUGUGCACGGUCUCUGAUUGACUAAAAAAGCAAAAAUAUUACAUUGAUUGGGC